Molecule: messenger RNA, 729 nt
Organism: Fusarium odoratissimum NRRL 54006
Lineage: Eukaryota; Fungi; Ascomycota; Sordariomycetes; Hypocreales; Nectriaceae
Exons: 2
Coding region: 1-729 (242 amino acids)
Source: RefSeq, a predicted model, not a curated record
AUGCAGACCACCAGCAAGCACAUCGUCUUUGACAUUGUAGGCACCAUCGUUACCUACGAUUCCAUCCUUGACGCUCUGGAGACCAGACUCGGUGAUCGCCUGCGCGCUGAGGGCGUCAAACCCACAAUGCUAUGCUACAUGUGGUUCGAGAUCUCAGAGCGCGUAUAUACCUACCUAAGCAUCACUGGGCAGUACCACCGCUUCUUCGACGUCUUCUGCAGCAUAUUCUACCGUAUGCUGUGGAUCGGCGGUAUCAAAGAGCCUAGAUCCUUUGCCGCGGAUGAGGACCUGGCCUACAUCGUUGGCCACUUCAAAGAUCUCCCCUUGCGUGAGGGUGCUGCCGAGUGCCUGCAGUUGCUCCGCGAUGCAGGGUUCACUGUCUGGGGGUUCACCGCUGGGGACACAGAGCAGGUACGGGGAUAUUUCCUGAACAACGGUAUCGAUAUGCCGCUUGAGAACUUUGUCUCUUGCGAUGAUACGGGGGUCGGCAAGCCGGCCCUCGAUGCGUACAAACCUUUGCUGGACCAGCUGGGCAGCGAUGAGAAAUGGUUUGCAGCAGCGCACAUGUGGGACGCCUCGUCGGCGAAGAAGGCAGGAUACAAGGGUGCGUACUGCAAUAUCCUUGAGAAGGAAUCCUGUGCAGAUAUAUUCGGCACGAUGGAUGUCAUGGCUGACACUCUGCCAGAAAUGGCUCGGAAGAUCAUCCAGGCGUCAAAGGGCCAGGCAUGA